Molecule: messenger RNA, 1901 nt
Organism: Cavia porcellus (domestic guinea pig)
Lineage: Eukaryota; Metazoa; Chordata; Mammalia; Rodentia; Caviidae
Gene: Gltpd2
Product: glycolipid transfer protein domain containing 2
Exons: 3
Coding region: 585-1676 (363 amino acids)
Biological process (GO): intermembrane lipid transfer
Cellular component (GO): cytoplasm
Molecular function (GO): lipid transfer activity
Source: RefSeq, a predicted model, not a curated record
UUAGACUAUUCUGAGUCUUUUUAUUUUUACAGAAAUGUGAGAAUUAAAAUGUUAAUCUAUAUAAAAAUGAUGUCGAUAGUUGGAUAAGAGAUUAUGUUGUCUGAUCUUUAUUAUUUUCUUCUAUUCUUUUUUUGUUUCAUUGUCUUUUAUUUUUAAUUUAAAAAAUCCACACAACUGGGGGUGUACUUUAGUGCAAAGGCUCUGGGUGUUCUUUAGAGUCCGGGAAAGCACUCCCCCAAACUUAGUAAGAUUUAUGAGGCAAUUGUGGUCAGCUUUUCACUUGUUUACAUAUAUUACCUCAAUCCUCACUGAGGUUACAAAGUACCCAAUGUUAUCUUCAAGUCUCAGGAACCCAAGCCCAAAGCUAGGUUGCGGCCCACUCCAUGCCCAGUGGGGAGCUGGUUCUCACUGCUUCAAAUUCCCCAAAUCUUUGUUUUGUCCCUCAUCUUGGGGGAACUGCCCUCUAGGGCAAAGGACACAGGGAAAGGAGCUUUAAGAAAUUAAUUAUCAACCCUUUGUGCCUCUUCCCACCGUGGAGGCAAAGGGACACCUACAGUCUCUAGGCUGGUGUUCCAGCAGCAGCCAUGCAGGUCGCGCUGCCAUCCCCGGCUCUGAGGUGCUGGUUCCGACACGCAAGUGCUCUCGCUGUCUUGGUGCUGAUGGUUUAUCUGAGCGCUCGGGUCCUCCGCGUCCUGUCAGGCUGCAAGCCUGGGGUACAGUCCUGCAUACCAGAAGGACCGCUGCCCUUGCAGGUACGCUGGAACCAGGCUGGGCCUGGGGCCUCCAGACAGAACCCUGGACGGGGGAAGGGCGCCAUCCUAGGGUCUGGAGAAGAGUGGGUCCUCUCCCUCGCCUUCCCUUCCCAUCACAAGCUAUGGGUGCUGCAGGACAGACCCCUGCUAGGCCCUAGAACAGUUUCUUCAGAGCCCAGCGGGGAUGCUGGCCAAGCAAGCCCAGCAGGCAGGGGCUCUGCUCCGGCUCCCUUCACCUCAGGUUACCCCCAGGUUCCGCACGAGUCGGGACUCCUGGUGGCCCCAGUGUGGGAAGAGCCUCAGUGUCUGGGACCUCAGGGAAUGCUGGGCCGCAUGACAAGGUCCUUCCGGGCCAGCCUGAAGCCCGAAGGGGAUGUAGAGCUGUCGCGGUACCUGGCAGGAUGGAGGGAACUGACCAGGUUCCUAACUCCCCUGGGCUCCAUCGUCGCUUUCGCCGCGAGCGAGGCCUUCAUCAAGGUGACAGCCCUCGAGGCUCGCGUGCAGGGCCCAGACGCCGCGCACUACACGUCCCUGGCGACCAUGGCGGCGUGGGAGCAGCGCGCGGGCUCCGCCCAGGCCUCCGGCUCGCGCACGCUGCUGCUGCUGCACCGCGCGCUGCGCUGGUCCCAGCUCUGCCUCCAGCGGGUGGCGACAGGGACGCUCGGAGGCCCCGACGCGGGCGUGCAGUGUGGCGACGCCUACCGCACCGCCCUGGCCCCGCACCACCCCUGGCUCAUCCGCCAGGCUGCCCGCCUCGCGUUCCUCGCCCUCCCGAGCCGCGGGCGCUUGCUCGAGCUGGCGUGUCCAGCAGCCGGAGAAGCGGAUGCGCGGGCUGCGCUGGCCCGGGCCGCCGGCGUCCUGGAGCAGGUCUACAACCGCACCCAGGACCUGCUGGCCCGGCACAGCCUGCUGCAACUGGCCUGAGGACUGCGGGGAGCCGGGAAAGCGUGCCGCGGCCGGGGGGGUCCGCGCAGCCCAGGCAGCGCCACCUGCACCAACAGGAGCCCCGGGGCGGGGCCAAGGAGGGACCGCCCACUUGGUGACGUCACCGUCCCUAAGCCCCGCCCCUGCGAGGGCGGUUUGGCCUCAACCUUCCAGCCGCUGUCUCCGGGAGACCAGGAGCUGCGAAAUAAAGAAUGUUUUUUGGCA